AUGACCAGUGAAAGAAUCCACUCGCCGGGCCAGGAGAUGGCGCUAGAGGCUGCCUUCCCGCAGUUCACUCGACUCCCUCCCGAGCUGCGUGUGAUGAUCUGGGAAUUGUGCAUUCCCAAUCGGGUCAUCGAGCUCAACCAACCCCCGGAGUUGAUUAGGGGGGCCACUGGCUGUCGUCGAGCAUCUCCACGCAGACGAUUGCUUCCCACGAUUGCCUAUGUCAACCACCAGGCUCGAGCGGAGGUACUUAGACACCUCUUUGAAAUGCCCAGACUCCAGUUCGGAGGUAGAUGGACCCCGACAGAGGACUUCUCUGUACAGAACAAUCGGGACAUUGUCGUCCUGUACAACUCUCACCCGGUGGACUUGCUGCACAGCUGGCGAGGCGAUUCAAGGAUUAGGAACAUCUUCCAGCAGAUUCAGCGACAUGCUGCCGACGUGGCCAUCUGCUCGGUCAGAACUCAGCCUCAUUCCAAUGGUUUACUGAAUAUUCUGGGGCUGCGACAAGUACUGAUCCCUUUCACUGGAUGGCAUGACCCUCUCAUCAUCAUGCGGGAUAUCACAAUACAUGCGACGAGGGCUGAGGUUGCACCCACUGGUCUGUUUGGUCUGCUGGGCGAUGCUCCCAUUCAGCUGGUCGACCCUUUUGACGAGAGGGAAGUUAGCCGCUACUGUCAGCUGUACCGGGAUGUUCAGUGUGGUCAAAACCGGAGCACCAGUCGCUUUUUCGAUACCCUCGAGGACUUGACAGGGCUCGUGUGGGAAGAGGUCCGCAGGGCUCAAACCCGAGAAGUUUGGCUGUGGUGGCUCGAGUGGAGUAUGCAGGGCUUUGCGGGGAUUGAGGAUCCUGAUCAUAUCUUCGUUCCGUAUGAAGAGACUUUAGAUCUGGACAUGCGGUCCGUGGCCACCUUCACCGGGGACGAUGCAAAUUCAGACAUUCGCGUCGAUCUGUUCACAGCAAAUGAAGGCCAUCCCCUGGUGCAGAACAUUUUGAGCCACAUCAGCUACACACCUCGAGUCAUGUUUCGGUGGUGUGACAGAUACUGCCAUGGCGUGACCGUGGCCGCCUGUUUGUGCCUAUGA
Messenger RNA from Penicillium oxalicum, 1083 nucleotides. Its product is annotated as 2EXR domain-containing protein. The coding region runs from base 1 to 1083 and encodes 360 amino acids. NCBI's taxonomy places the organism in Eukaryota, Fungi, Ascomycota, Eurotiomycetes, Eurotiales, Aspergillaceae. The transcript has a single exon. The record is from RefSeq and is a predicted model, not a curated record.